GCGUGAAAGCAGGAAGUGUGCAGCGGGCAGAGGCAGCAUGGCGUACUCGGCGAAGAUAGGACCGUCUAUUUUGAGCAGCGAUCUGUCGCAGCUCGGGAGGGAAUGUGAGCGAAUGAUGGAGUGCGGUGCUGAUUACCUGCACCUUGACGUUAUGGAUGGUCAUUUUGUUCCAAACAUCACAUUUGGACAUCCUAUGGUGGAAUGUUUACGACACAGUAUUGGACCUGAUCCAUUUUUCGACAUGCAUAUGAUGGUGUCCAGGCCAGAGCAAUGGGUGAAGCCCAUGGCAGCAGCAGGAGCCAGUCAGUACACUUUUCAUCUAGAAGCCACAACCAACCCUGGCAACCUCAUCAAGGAAAUCAGGGAGAGUGGCAUGAAGGUUGGUCUUGCCAUUAAACCCGGAACAACGGUUGAGGAAUUGGCACCAUGGGCUGCACAGAUCGAUAUGGCUCUUGUCAUGACUGUAGAACCUGGAUUUGGUGGUCAGAAGUUUAUGGAAGAUAUGAUGCCAAAGGUGAGCUGGCUCAGGAGUCAGUUCCCUUCUUUGGACAUUGAAGUGGAUGGAGGAGUCGGUCCAGACAGCAUCCAUAGAUGUGCUGAGGCUGGAGCCAACAUGAUCGUAUCGGGCAGUGCUGUGGUGAGCAGUGAAGACCCUCGUUCUGUAAUCGCCCUUCUCAAAAACGUAGUUAUUGAAGCAAUCCAGAAACGCUCUUUGGACCGCUGAGCAUUUUGAGUGUUUUCGUCAAGUCUGUUUUCGCCCACCACUGAAAGUCUUUCCUACAGAUUCUAAGAGUUUGUUUUAAAGUAUACAUUUGUUAUCGAAUGCUUAGUGGUGCUAUUGAACGGACAUGACUCGUUGCUGGAUGUGAUGAAGGUGCAUUUGCUACAGACCACGAGAACUGCCUUUGCCUCUUGUUUGGAUUCCUCUGGAGUUUUCAAAUGCAGAUAGCCUUUCGAGAACUUCAAGCAGAUAGAACAGACAGAUUCUAUCUACAUCUGACCAUUCCCCUCUUAAUUGACCUGAUUUGGUUUGAUUAAUAACAUUUAUUGUAUGUCAUAGUACCAGUUACAGUGACAGCAAAUUGUUACAAAUUGAGAAAGCUGCUGCUGAUAACAUUUCAGCGUUAUCAGGUUUGUUGGUUAAAGAAUGACAUUGGAAUUAAGCUGGAUAAACUCUUCAUACUCAUUUUGCUGCAGAUUAUGAUAUUUUUUCAACAUUCCACCAGCCUGUGUUUUUAAAACACUGAAAUGAUGAAAAGUAUAAAUCAAGAGACUUGAA
This is a messenger RNA of Puntigrus tetrazona (Sumatra barb), 1279 nucleotides long. It is a transcript of the gene rpe, whose product is annotated as ribulose-5-phosphate-3-epimerase. Bases 38 to 724 code for a protein of 228 amino acids. Gene Ontology annotation, cellular component: cytosol. Gene Ontology annotation, biological process: pentose-phosphate shunt, non-oxidative branch; carbohydrate metabolic process; pentose-phosphate shunt. The record is from RefSeq and is a predicted model, not a curated record. Gene Ontology annotation, molecular function: metal ion binding; D-ribulose-phosphate 3-epimerase activity. The transcript has 6 exons. Lineage: Eukaryota; Metazoa; Chordata; Actinopteri; Cypriniformes; Cyprinidae.